Molecule: messenger RNA, 666 nt
Organism: Paramecium tetraurelia
Lineage: Eukaryota; Ciliophora; Oligohymenophorea; Peniculida; Parameciidae
Exons: 3
Biological process (GO): cytoplasmic translation
Cellular component (GO): cytosolic large ribosomal subunit; ribosome
Molecular function (GO): structural constituent of ribosome; rRNA binding
Source: RefSeq, a predicted model, not a curated record
AAGAAUUAAAAGAUAUGAAAUACAUUCUGACUGAGGAGCAUGUUCCCAUCCCUGAGAAGAUUGAAAUUACAACCAAAUCCAAAUAAGUCAAAGUAAAAGGACCAAGAGGUGAAUUGACCAAAAAUUUUAGACAUGCUGCUUUAGAUAUCUAAGUGUAAAAGAAGGUAAAUAAGAAAACCAAUUCUUCCAAAUCUAGAGUCAGCGUUAGAAUGUGGCAAUCAUAUAGAAAAUAGAGAUGCCAAGUUAAUUCAGUUGCCUCUUCAAUCAAAAAUAUGAUCAGAGGUGUGACCACUGGUUAUAAAUUCAAGAUGGUGUUGGCAUACGCUCACUUUCCAAUCAUUAUCAAUCUCUUAGAUAAAGGUUUUGGUAUUGAAAUUAAGAAUUUCCUUGGUGAAAAGAUCAUCAGAACAAUUAAAUGCCUUCCAGGAGUCACAAUCACAAGAAAUGAAUAGGAAGAAAAGAAUGUCCUAACACUCUAAGGUAAUGAUUUGAAUAAUGUUUCACUGACCUGUGCACUUAUUCAUUAAGCUUGUGCUGUUAAAAAUAAGGAUAUCAGACAAUUCUUGGAUGGUAUAUAUGUAAGUGAAAAGCGUCUAGAAAUUUGAUAAAUUUAUAUUUAGAUAUAAGUACAAUAAUAUUUAUAUGUGUUUAAUAAUUACUCAAUAA